AUGAUUAUUUUAGUAUCUGUUAGUGUUAUAUUUAUUAAUACAUAUUUGCUUGCUAAAAAACGAUCUCCAGAUGAUUCUGGAAAUUCAUCAGAGAUUCCUCAAGAUAAAACUCAAAUAGUGGUUAAGAAUAUUAGUUAUAUACAAAAAGAAGAAGAUAAACAACAACAACAACAACAACAACCGAAAAAUUUACACAAAGCUAAACGAUUAAGUGUGCCAGAUGCUGGUUGUGAAAUCGAAGAUAAAUGUACAGAUGAUGAUGUUCCAUAUAAAGUUGUCUCUGGCGAUGGAAUGGAUAAAUAUCCAAUUAUUUGUUUUAAUAAUAAAUUACUGGUUCAUAAAAAUUUAAAAGAUACAAAAAUAGGACGAGGUGUAAAUUUAGUUGCAAUUGAUGGUCAAACAUUUGAUGUUAAAGCUACAGAGACAUUUGACACUUAUCUUGAAGAAACAUUUUUUCUACGUCAUUUAAAAAUGAAUUUAAACGAUGGUGAUAUUAUUAUUAUGGCUAGUUUUGAUGAAAUAACAUAUGGAUUAAAAGAAGGAACCUUAUCAUUAUUGGAAAAAUAUGGUAGUCAACUGAUAAAAAUAAUUAAAUUUCGUGAUGCAUUCGUUAUGAUUGGACAAAAAGGAUUGGCAAGAGGAAAAGCAAUCGAAAUGCAUCAGCCAAAAGGACAGCGUGAUUUUGCACCAGCAGCACAUAUAUCCGGUUGUGCUAAAUUUCCACUCGGACCAUUGACUCCAUUACCAUUUCAACCUACAGAUGUUAAACAAGACUCAAUUGCAACUGGUUCAUCAUUAAGAAAUUGUGGCCUUGCUGAAAAAUGUAAAGAUAAUGAAUUUGCCGUUCAUGUUUAUACGGGAAAAGAUAAUAAUGAUGAACCAAAGAUAUGCAUUGAUGGAAAAUAUGUAAUGGCAAAAGGUAUAAAUGAUGCUGGUAGAGGUUUAAAUAUUGCUGUAGUUUCAAAUGGUAAAGAAGUUAUUCGAACCGGUCAUUUUGAUACAUGGCAAGAUGAUAGUACAAAUUUAGAAAUAUUUCUUGAAAAUUUAGAAGAUAAUGUAAUAUUGAUAGCGGUUACCUUUGAUGAAGCAUCACAAAAUUUACGAAAUUUUACACGUGUAUUAUUACGUGGUUACGGCAGUUCAAAAAUAAAUACACUUAAUUUUCGUGAUUCAUGGGCAUUUAUCUAUCACUAUAAAACAAGUUCUGGUAAUGCAUAUGCUGUGGCUAUUGAUAAACGAUUAUGUGUACCACAAACUUUGAGAGGCAUUAAAAUUCGACCUGAUCCAUUACCAUCUCGAAAUGAUAAACGUCGUGAUUUCUGUUCAAGAUACGAUGGUUACGGUGACUUUUGUAGUGAUACAAACGUUGAUAAAAAUUUGCAGCCUGUUCCAUUAUUAAAUAAAACGUUAGAAGAUAAUCCAAUAUAUUCGACUCCAAUAUUGAUUAUUGCUGGUAUAUCUCAUAAUUCAUUACGUAUGUGUCUUGAAACAGUAUUAAUGCAACCUGGUAUCAGUUUAGAAAAUGUUAUGGUAGCUGUUGAUGAAAAAUUUUCUGAACCAUUAGCAUUAAUUGAUUUAUUUGGUUUUCGCGGUGAAAAAACAUUGAGUAGUUCGACAUAUAUGGAACAUUAUGAGAAAGCAUUGAAAAAAGUUUGGGAACUUUAUCCAACAAAGGAUAAAAUGAUUAUUAUCGAAGAAGAUCUUAUAUUAUCACCAGAUUUUCUCUACACACUAGCAUUAUUAAGUGAACCAUUUAGACAAGAUGAAACAAUUGGUGGAAUAACAAUGUGGAAUCCAAAUUCCUAUGAGGAUGUUGAUGGUUCAUCAAGUCUUAUAUAUCGUGUAGAUGAACUAUAUGGAUUAGGAUAUCUACUUCGACGAUCAUUUUAUGAUGAACAUAUGAAAGCAUUUAGUGAAUGUUGUUCUAAACGUGUUUGGUAUCGUUGGAAAUUUGUUGGUAGUUCUCAUUCAUUUUUAACUCCUGAUAUAUCUCGUGUAUUUCGUCGUCCUGUUGAUGGCAAUCAUGAUAAUAUGAAAUAUUUAGAAAAAUUAUUUAAUAGAAAACGAAAAACAAAUUUAAAUCCAUUUCCUGUCUUAACAAAUGUUGAUACAUUACGUAAAGAAACAUAUGAUACAACAUUACUGAAAUCUAUUGCUAGUGCAACAUUAUUAAAAUUACCAGAUAAAUGUGAUACAUUACAAAAAAUUGAUAUAUCAAUUGAAAAUAGUUCUCAGACAUUUAAAUAUAUUUAUACUCAAUCUAAUCCAACUGAUUAUUCGACUUUAGUUUUAAUAACGCGUUGUUUUGGUUUAUUUCAUCAUGAAUCAACCGAUCCAACGGGUCUCUAUCAUGGCAUAUUACGUUUUAACUCAAAUAAAAAUCAUUACUAUUUAAUUGGAUCAAAAUCAACAUUCUAUUCAUCAUCAUCAGACUCUUCUUUAAAAAUACAACCACCGCCUAUUGUUGCUUAA
This is a messenger RNA of Didymodactylos carnosus, 2472 nucleotides long. Lineage: Eukaryota; Metazoa; Rotifera; Eurotatoria; Philodinida; Philodinidae. The record is from the annotation of a GenBank genome assembly.